AGGCGAGGUUAUUGCCAAUCGGUCUCGAGAGCCGUAUCGCAUCGUUCGUAGAUGCCUGGUUGGCCUGCGCUUUACUAGCCAACAUCAUCAUCUCGAUAACCAUGAUCGUCCAUUUUGUGAAGAACAAUCGACACGCUGGGAGUUCCCCAGUAAGUCGGAUGUUGACGUUUAUUGUGGAGUCUGGGGCAUUGCUUGCGAUUUUCACUCUGGUUGAACUGAUCCUUUUCAUUGUGGAGCCGCAAACAAACCUUCACUUGCUCUUGUACGUGAAUUCUGACUCAAUAUUUACGGUGUGACCUCAUCAUGUUACCAGUGCUAUACUGUCGUCGAAAUUAUACGCCAACACUCUGUUGAUAAACUUCAACAAUCGCACACCCCCUACCACGGACGCACGAGGAUUCUUUUCAGA
Fomitopsis serialis is the source of this 409-nucleotide messenger RNA. RefSeq lists its product as uncharacterized. The record is from RefSeq and is a predicted model, not a curated record. Lineage: Eukaryota; Fungi; Basidiomycota; Agaricomycetes; Polyporales; Fomitopsidaceae. Bases 102 to 296 code for a protein of 64 amino acids. The transcript has 6 exons.